This is a messenger RNA of Girardinichthys multiradiatus, 2922 nucleotides long. It is a transcript of the gene tm9sf1, whose product is annotated as transmembrane 9 superfamily member 1. The coding region runs from base 492 to 2270 and encodes 592 amino acids. Lineage: Eukaryota; Metazoa; Chordata; Actinopteri; Cyprinodontiformes; Goodeidae. The record is from RefSeq and is a predicted model, not a curated record. The transcript has 9 exons. Gene Ontology annotation, biological process: protein localization to membrane. Gene Ontology annotation, cellular component: membrane.
GAAUACGUUGUGCUAUCAGCUCCGAACGCUUUAAUCGCUGUUUUUGGUGUUGUUUAUUUGGGGAAGAAUAGAUGUCAUAAACCGAGAGAGGGAAAACAUUACUGUUCUUUAAAAGAUAGGUUGACACUGCAGGUGUAUAUAUUUUUUUUGUUUCUCCGCCCUCCCCUGACAACUGAAGCAAGCUGUCAGUAUUCAUAUUUCUUCAGGUGACGCGUUGCUCCGUUCUCUUUUCUUACUUCUGUCAGUGAAAGUACUGAGUGUACCCGGAUCUAGGCGCAGGGCACAGCUUAAUGCGCAGCAUCCCGGAUGUCCCCGGUGUUCGGCUCCAACAUUAGGGCUUCUCGGUGAGCCAAGCGGACCAUCCGGGCCUGGAGUCCGAGGAAUCCAGCGACCAGACUGGUUUGGUUGGUUCUGCAUCAUCCGGACGGACGUGACACGACGGUGUUGUACGCUGUGGAACUGGAUAGCUCCCGGGUGGCUUCAGGAGGACGAUGACAGUGCUCUGUGUCUUGAUCCUGGGCUUGUUCUCGGGCUGGGCAGUGGGCUACAAGCAGGGGGACAAUGUGACUCUUUAUGUCAACAAAGUGGGCCCUUAUCAUAAUCCUCAGGAGACGUAUCACUACUACACUCUGCCCGUUUGCAGACCGGAUAAGGUGCACCACAAGUCCCUGAGUCUGGGCGAAGUGCUGGACGGUGACAGAAUGGCAGAGUCUUUAUACCACAUCCGCUUCCGGGAGAACGUGGAGAAAAAAACUCUCUGCAAGCUCACUCUGUCAGAAAAACAGGUGGACGAGCUUCGUGAGGCCAUCGAGGAGUUGUAUUACUUUGAAUUUGUCCUGGACGAUAUUCCAUUCUGGGGAUUUGUGGGGUACAUAGAGGAGAGCGGCUUCCUGCCUCACAGCCACAAGGUGGGUUUGUGGACUCAUCUAGACUUCAACAUCGAGUACAACAGCGACUCUGUGAUCUUCGCUAAUGUCUCAGUGAAGGACGUCAAGCCCUUUCCCUUGGAGGAGGGGGCAGGAGCCGCAGUGGGCAGAGUGGGUGGAGGCAGCCUGACAGUCACACACACCUACAGCGUCCGCUGGUACGAGUCCAAUCUGCCCUCUGCUCGUAGAGCCGAGCGCCUCAGAGACUACUCGUUCUUCCCAAAAACACUGGAGAUCCACUGGUUGUCCAUCAUCAACUCACUGGUGCUGGUGGUGCUGCUGCUGGGAUUCGUCAUCAUCAUCCUUAUGCGGGUUCUUAAGAAUGAUUUUGCCAGGUACAACGUGGAAGAGGAGGGCAGCUGUGAUGAUUUGGAUCAAGGGGAUAAUGGCUGGAAAAUCAUACAUACAGAUGUUUUUAGAUUUCCCCCCUUUAAAAGUCUGCUGUGUGCUGUUCUCGGAGUGGGAGCCCAGUUCCUAACUCUCGCCACAGCCAUCAUCGUCAUGGCGUUGCUGGGAAUGUUCAACAUACACCGGCACGGGGCCAUCAACUCGGCCGCCAUCGUCCUGUACGCUCUGACCAGCUGUGUGUCCGGCUACGUCUCCUGCAGCUUCUACACGCAGAUCAACGGGCAGCGCUGGGUGUGGAACAUCAUCCUGACUUCAGCUCUUUUCUCAGCUCCCCUUUUCCUCACUUGGAGCGUGGUGAACUCGGUUCACUGGUGGAGCGGCUCCACCCAGGCUCUGCCGGCCACCACCGUGCUCCUCCUGCUGGGUGCCUGGGUGCUGGUGGGCUUCCCCCUCACCGUCAUCGGCGGCAUCGUGGGAAAGAACCGAGCCGGCAGCUUUCAGGCCCCGUGUCGCACUCGUAACAUCGCCCGGCAGAUCCCCCCACAGCCCUGGUACAAACACACCUUUGUGCACAUGGCCAUUGGAGGCUUCCUACCUUUCAGUGCCAUCUCAGUGGAGCUCUACUACAUCUUUGCCACCGUUUGGGGCAGGGAACACUAUACCCUGUACGGCAUCCUGCUCUGCGUCUUCGCCAUCCUCCUCUCGGUGGGUGCCUGCAUCUCUGUAGCCCUGACCUACUUCCUCCUGUCGGGCGAGGACUACAGGUGGUGGUGGCGGAGCGUGCUGAGCACCGGCUCCACUGGCCUCUUCAUCUUCGUCUACUCCGUUUUCUACUACCGCAACCGCUCCUCCAUGAGCGGCAUGGUGCAAAGCUCAGAGUUCUUCGGAUACUCCCUGCUAACAGCGCUCGUGUUCUCACUGAUGCUGGGCAGCGUGUCGUUCUGGGCCUCUCUGGCAUUUAUUCGCUACAUCUACCGCAGCCUGAAGAUGGAUUAAACUCGAGACAGUCCAAACGGACUUCUUGAGCAAACACAGUGUCUUCUCUCAGUUCAUAACUCCUAUUGUGUUUAAUGGGAGAAGAAAUAGGGGCCUUGAACUUCCCAUGAGGGGUUAAUAAUGAAGUCCAGUAGCAGUUGGCUGAAUAAGGAAACUUGGUCCAGUGAUGGGCAGAUGAAGGGAAGUGUUGGGGUGUGGGAUUUAGGGAGAAAACAGGAUAUUUAACUUCAAAGGAAUGAUUGGUGUCAGCCAGCAUUACUAGUGAAACGUUUCGGAUGCAGAACGGUGCAUCUGGUACUUAUUACAUGGUGUAUCAACUAUGGGCUCCACCAAAAUCUCUUUUGCUAUUAAAAGGUAUAGUACAUUGAUAAUAUAUGGUAGUAGUAAUUAUGCAGCAGUGCAAGCGAUACUUGCAAAUGCUCCCACACCUGUUUAAAAAAGCCUAUCCAGAUAUGAGAAAUUUUAUUUUGCACCGAGUCUGAUGUUUUGGUCCUGAAAGUGGACAGACAAAACUAUGCCUUGUAGAUUUAAGAGCUUUUGCAAAAUGUUGGUGAGGAGAGCAAUAUUGUAAUUGUAUUAUAUGGUCACCAUCAACUGUGGUUCUGAUGUAAAUACUUUUUUCAAUAAAGUGCAUUUUAAUACAAAAGAGCAA